CACCACCACAUAUCUUCUGCCGUAUUGCUCAUGAGCUCUGCGCAAGUUCCUGGCGAUGCGCACGGUUAAGCUCGUCGUCAUUGGUGCAUCUGGUGUCGGCAAGUCCAGCAUCCGCAACCAGUACAUCUCAGGCCGCUUCACGACGGGCUAUAGGGCAACCAUCGGCGCAGACUUUAUAACGAAGACUCUGCCCCACCACAAUGUGCCGGACGAGCUGGUGACUCUGCAGAUAUGGGACACGGCAGGGCAGGAACGGUUCUCCGCACUCUCGUCGGCGUUCUUCCGCGGCGCGGAUGCAGUCAUCCUAAUGUUCGACGUCAAUCAACCGCAGACGCUCGACGCCCUGACGAAGUGGUGGGGCGACUUCCGGGACAAGGCACCCGUGCCUGACGAGGCCGUCGACGAGUUCUGCUGUGUCGUCGUGGGGAACAAGAUUGACAUCGCGCAAGCGGCGGGGAGCGGGCAUUCGGCGGUGUCGGAGGCAGAGGCGAUCGACUAUGUGCACAGGCUCGUACCCCGUCCCGCCACACCCCCGUCCCCCACCGUUCGCCUGGCACCGCCAGAAGAUGACCUCUCAGAUGAAGAACUUCCCCCCUCUCCACCUCCAGAACAUCUCGACGCUUCGCGUACCGACUCGAUCGACAUACACUCCCACCUUUUGCGCGGUCGUGCGUCUCGGACAUCGCGCUCUCAUAGCCGCUCCACGCUCUUUCGCGGGGGUAGCGCUGCCGGGACGAUGACGACGACGCACACCAUCUAUCACACUCCUUCCUCCUCUAUAUUCGAUAACUUCGAGUCCGCCCUCUCCUCGCCCGCAUUCACCGCGCUAUCCGCGCCCCCCUCCCGCUCGCCCUCACGCGACUCUCCCCUCCGCUCUCCGCGCCGCAUGCCGUCCACAUCUUCCAUGUCCUCCGCACCGACUAUCACCCCCAGCCUUUUCAUUCGCGGCCAGGCAGAAGUCGCUACGACCGCUACAACUCCAGAGUCGGGUUCCCCACCAGGAAACUCAUAUUGCCCCCCGCCGCCGCUCGAACGAUACCCGAAGCUGUUCUUCACCUCCGCAAAAACGGGAGAGGGCGUGAAGGACGUGUUUGAGUACAUCGCGCGCCGCGUCGUCGUCCGGCAGGAGCACGAGGAGGCGCUCGAGGCGCGGACGAUGUACGUGCACGACGCGGACCAGAGUAUGAGCAUCCACCUCUCCCUGGGCGGGCCCGACAAGGGUCGCUGGGCAAGUGGGGCGUGCUGCGGGUCAUGAUCGCGGGUUAUGCGGGGUAUGUUCGGCGCCGACACUCAUAUAAUGGCCGGACCGCGCUGCGUUUGCUUUCGUUCGUUCGUUAUGGAUUCUUUUCUGCUCUGUACCCGUACUGUAGGCUGCUCACGCUAUUGUUCUCUAGGGACGUGUCUCUUGUAUUUACGACGCUAUACCGAUAUCUAUCAGCGAGUCUCCGGAAAUUGCUCUGUUCUUUCGCCUGUUCUUUCGCUCGUGAACUUUGGACGACUUGGGUAGAGGCGUCCUGGCAACGGGCCCGCCGCUACCAAUAAGAGGUUCAUCGGACCCAGAGCUCAUGUCUACCGCCGUGCGCGACGUCGCCACCGAGCCCGCCUCGUCGUGCGCGGCGCCAUCGAGCGCCACUGCCAGCGCCGGCCUCGCCUGCGGAGCCCGCGCGGGCAGCGCGCCCACAGACCGCUUGGGGCGGGAGCGCUCUGAGAGCUCGAAGGUGAGCUCGAACGCGUACCCAGCCGCGCGAGCACCGGGGGUGCCGCGCACUGCGACGCGCAAGAGGCGCGUGUCCGCCGCGUCGCUCUCCCAGUCCGCGUCGGCGUGGAGGACGAACUCAGCCUGCGCGUGCAGCGCGCCGGACUCCGUACGCCGCACGGUCGAGGUGCGCCGCCCGCCGCUGUCGUCCGCGCACGGCGCCUCCGCGACCGCGUAGUCGCAGUGGCUGCUCAUGGACGUCGCGGAGCGCGCGGGGGAAUGCGGGACUGGGCUCCGCCUGCCCAGGAAGGGCGUGCGGAAGAAAUGGUCGACGGAGAAGUGCGCGGAGGUGCUCCAGACGGGGGGAACCAUCUCCAUCGCGGCGGUGUUGGUGAGGAUCACGCCGACCUUGAUGUCUUGGCU
Molecule: messenger RNA, 2119 nt
Organism: Trametes versicolor FP-101664 SS1
Lineage: Eukaryota; Fungi; Basidiomycota; Agaricomycetes; Polyporales; Polyporaceae
Product: ras-domain-containing protein
Exons: 3
Coding region: 56-1255 (399 amino acids)
Biological process (GO): regulation of vacuole fusion, non-autophagic
Cellular component (GO): late endosome; fungal-type vacuole membrane; phagocytic vesicle
Molecular function (GO): GTP binding; GTPase activity
Source: RefSeq, a predicted model, not a curated record